Orbilia oligospora ATCC 24927 is the source of this 1224-nucleotide messenger RNA. RefSeq lists its product as uncharacterized. The transcript has 4 exons. Gene Ontology annotation, molecular function: serine-type endopeptidase activity. Gene Ontology annotation, biological process: proteolysis. NCBI's taxonomy places the organism in Eukaryota, Fungi, Ascomycota, Orbiliomycetes, Orbiliales, Orbiliaceae. The record is from RefSeq and is a predicted model, not a curated record. Bases 1 to 1224 code for a protein of 407 amino acids.
AUGCACUUUAUACCUCUUGCCUCUCUUCUUCCCCUUGCGGGUCUCAUCCUCCAAGUCGCCGCUGACUUAACUGUCCUCGGUGCUGGAUCUAAGGAUAAAAUCCCAAACAGCUAUAUUGUUGUACUUAAACCUUCAACAAAUCAGGCUCAGGUUCAAGAACAUACCCAGCGAAUCAGCAAUUAUCAUACCCGUCGAAGCCUUCAAGAGCGUGGUGUGACCACUGGUAUUCGUGAACAGUUUGAUAUUCAGAGCGUUAAGGGGUACACUGUUGAGUGUGACCAUGGGACAUUGAGUCAAAUCCUUACCUCCCCAGAAGUCCAAUAUGUCGAACAAGAAGGCAAGACAAAGGUCCAGGUAACACAAAAACCUUCAACAUGGGGCCUCUCUCGCAUUUCGUGGAAAACUCUGCCCAAGGCGCCAUAUUCGUAUCGCUACCAGAAUACAUGGGGCGGGAGAGGGACUACCAUCUACAUUGUCGAUAGCGGUGUCCGUAUCUCACACAAGGAAUUCGAAGCAAGAGCUACUUGGGGCUAUAACGCCGUCCCCGACAGCCCUAAUACGGAUAAUCACGGCCAUGGUACUCAUGUCGCCGGUACCGCCGCUGGAAAAACAUACGGAGUUGCGAAAUAUGCUCGAAUCGUCGCCGUAAAGGUCAUUGGCGAUGAUGGAACCGGUCAAGACUCAUAUACGCUUGCUGGGUUGAACUAUAUCUCGAAGGUCGCUAAACCUGGCAAGAGCGUCGUCAACAUGUCCAUUGGUGGACCGAAAUCGGAAGCCGUCAAUGCUGCCGUAGAAGCCCUCUACAAAAAGGGAAUCGUCGUUGUAGCAGCCGCUGGUAACGAAAACGAAAAUGCCGGCCUCUCUUCCCCAGCAUCAGCACGCAGCGCCAUCACCGUCGGAGCGACCGACGAAACCGAUACCAGAGCACGUUUCUCAAACUUUGGCAGCAUAGUCGAUAUCUUUGCUCCUGGGGUUAAUAUUCUUAGUGCGGAUAUUACUUCGGACACCGCAUCCAGAUUGGACAAUGGAACUUCGAUGGCCUCGCCCCACGUCGCAGGCCUUGCGGCUUACUUUAUCAGCAGCAGGACUACUUCGCAGAGCCCACUCAAUAUUCACAGCUUAUUCAUUACUUACUCUCAGAAGGGCUUGGUCAAAUCCCCUGGACCGUCACCAAACAGACUAGCUUACAAUGGAUGGGACGAAUACCAACCCUACCCAUAUUAG